GACCUUCAAUCAUCUGAGUAAAUCUUCUAUCAAAUAAUUGGUUCGUGAAUAUAACUUACGGUACAAUACUGCUGCCUAUACGAUAUAUCAAAAAGUGUAAAUAUUAAUUAAACUUAAUUAACUGUUUAUCUACUUAAUCGAGUCCCUACAUUUUUAAGUUUAGAAGAUUUAACAAGUCUUGGAAUCGCUCUCUUAGAAUAAAAUCCUAAUGCUAAUCAAGCAUAUAUAAUACAUAUUAUAGCGAUCCUAAAUUAGUAGAGAGUAACUUGUAAAAAUUGUAUAUAAAAAAUAAAGCUAAUAAGUAGGUUAUGGUGAGUUAGAAGUGCAUACAGUAAGAAGUCGACUUCGGGCCAACUGUCAGUUUUUUAAAAUUUAAGUUAAAUUGUAAAUCAGUGAAUUAUAAGCAUGGAUUUAUCUAAUAACGAUUUGGAGGAAUACGUCGAAAAACUUGAAAACUUAUUUUUAAUUGAGAAAUCGAAUAAAAAAUAUCGUCAUGAAUUAACUUUAUUGAUUGAAAAUAUUUCCUGCGAAUUAAAUACCAGUAGAAAAAAUGAAAAUUCUUUGAGAGAUGAUUUGAAAAAAUUGAUUGAAUGUGGUGAUUUGGAUAUUAAUCAAAAGUAUGUACAAGCUGAAGAAAAAUGUAAUAAACAACAGAUUGAAAUAGUAUUAUUGACAAAAAAGAUAGAAGAAUUAAGAAAUCAAACAAAUUUAGACUUAGAGAUACAAAAAAAUGAAUUUUUAAAUAAAAUUAAAAAUAUAGAAGAAACUUUGGGAUCUCAAAUAGUCAAUUUGAAAAGUCAACUUGAGAGUCAAAAAAUAUGCCACGAAACAAAGGAACAAGAAUUGUAUAAUGAAAUGCAAAUGAUGCAGGCUGCAAGCGCCUUGGAGUGGGAUGAAAAAGAAUCUAGCUACAAAAAACAAAUCUCAGAUUCUGCAAAUAAUUUAAGGUUGUUUCAAAGUAGAAUCAGAAGCAUGCAAUGUGAAAUAAACCAAUUAAAAACUCAAUUGUCAAUAUUGAAAUGCCCUCCCAUAGAUAAUAACAUGUAUCCUCAAGAAACACCUAUAAGGCAAUUUAAGAAUCAAUUAGUUCAGAAGAAACUGUAUGAAACCAGUUGUAACGAGUAUAUUGAUGAAAAUCAGGUUUGCACCAAUGUUACGGAGAAUACAAAUGAGUACUGUAGACCGACAUCUUCUGCUUCAACUGUUGAAGUAAUUAGGUCAAGUCAAACUCAUACAUAUAAACCUAAUAUAACUGAUUUAGAUGAAAUCGCUCAACAAGAAGGGACAUCUAAUGGAAAAUCACAGAAAAAAUUGUCUAAUUCAAUUGAAACUACACACAGUUCAAAUUUUAAACCGAUUAACCAGUUGUAUGCUCCGGUUGUAUUCAAAGGCAAAAAUCGAGCUAGAGCUAAUAAUUUAUUACCACCGCUUAAACAACUGGGUAAUUCUGGAUUAAAUAACACGAACAAAAAAGAGAUGCAACGCAAGAAAAGGAAAUUAUACGACCCAAAUAGUUAUGAUUAUUUAUCUACUUAAAUAAUAAAAAUUUUUUGAGUUUACCAAA
Molecule: messenger RNA, 1564 nt
Organism: Diorhabda sublineata
Lineage: Eukaryota; Metazoa; Arthropoda; Insecta; Coleoptera; Chrysomelidae
Exons: 5
Coding region: 406-1536 (376 amino acids)
Source: RefSeq, a predicted model, not a curated record